CGAGACCGCAACGCGCUAUGCAAAGAGGGAAAAAAGGGGAAGCUAAUAAGAUCGAAUUAACGAAGCCAAUUAAAAAACCCUAGUUUCACUCGCACUCCCUUUGACCUUUAUCCACUGCUCCCCUUGCUGUGUGUGGGCUUCUCUACGAAGGGGCCUCGCGCCCAUCGAUUCAUGUAUGUUUCUUGAUGUUUGGGGAUUGUGCCUCUUCUCAAGAACCAAAGGAUUCGGCGCAGUCUCGAUUUGAUUAAGCUUGCUACCGCGUGAGUAUGAUCCUAUCUUCAUCGUGUAACUUGCUGUAGUGUGAGAUCUGGGAUUUACAGGAUGACUUUGACCUCUUGUUUCUUUGUACUCCAUUAUGAUGAUUAUUCCGUGUCAUGGAAACAAUUAAGUGUUCCAGCAAUUUGAUGUGUUACCAUAUCUAUGGUGCUAAGUACCUGUCAUCAGGAAAUUAAAGAGACUCUUUGCUUUAAUUUCCAGACAAUGAUGGUAACAGAAACUGUAGUGAAAAAGCUUAAAAUCAAGAUCGGCUCAAAAACAGUUGGAACUCGCUGUGAAAUAGAUGCUCACGAAAAUGAGGCGAAAAUCAACAUCAACAAUGAUACACAAAGUCGACAAAAAUCUUUGGAUGAUAAAAACAAGCCUGGGAUGAAUAUAAAGUUUAAGCUUCCUGUACCUGUACCAGCCAACUCUAAUAAGAGAGGACCCCAAGCAACAGUUGAUGCUGAAAAGGUGAAAAGGCGGAAAAUGGACAGGAGUAUUAAGCAACAAUGUGGAACUAUUCUUGAAGGUCUAAUGACUCACAAACUAGGGUGGGCUUUCCUAAAACCUGUAGACCCUGUUGCUUUCAACAUUCCUGAUUAUUUUGAUAUUAUCACUAACCCUAUGGAUCUGGGCACAAUUAAAUCAAAGUUAAGAAACAACUUAUACUCCACUAUUGAGGAAUUUGCAGCUGAUAUCAGGCUCGUAUUUGCUAAUUGCAUGAGAUAUAACCCACCCAUGAAUGAAUUUCAUGUCAUGGCAAAGGAGUUGAACUGUUUUUUCAAUAAAAAGUGGAAAGUAAUGGAAGCGAAGUGGAAAAGUAAGAGCCGAACUGGUGAACAUAGUUGUCUUCUGAAUCCAAAUGGAAACGAUUCUCAAGAUGCAAAUAAGUAUUGCCAUAGGAAAACCCCUUUGCAUGUUAGCCUGAUGACGACAAAGAGGUUGAUGCGGGUUGAGGACAAACAUGAAUUGAAGAAGGAACUUUCUGAGCUCUUAAGGGGAAAGGUUAUUGAUACUAUGCAGAGUGCACUCCAAAAGUUCGGCUUGGCUGUGAUGGGAAAAGGAAAUUUGAAAGUUGAUUUAGACAUGCUGGAUGAUGAAACUUUAUGGGAGUUAAAGAGGGUGUUGAAUGCCGCAUUGGAUGCCAGGGAUAUAAGGGCAGAAUCUGCAGAAGUGACACAACAUGUCCUUUCUGGGAAAACUAGCCACAAAGAUACCAAACUUUCAGUGAGCUCUGUUGAUCCCAAGGUUGACUCUUGUGGUAGUCCGUGUAAAUGCUGCCCACAAGAGAUUGGUUCGCAAAAGGAAGUUGAAAUUCCUAGCUUUGACCAUUCAUCAUGUGCCACCACUACCGCCACUGGUUGCGCUUCACUUGUUGAUGCUCAGCUUUCCCCAACAAAGGCGCUACGUGCUGCCAUGCUUAAAAGCCGUUUUGCAGAGACAAUUUUCAAAGCAAAUCAUAAGGAUGAUGUGGUUGACCCAUCAAAGUUGCAGCAAGAAAAAGAGAAACUCCAAAAGCAGCAGCUUGCAGAGAAAGCAAGGAUUGAAGAACAAAUUAAAGCUGCUGAAACCUCUGCGCGAAUGAGGGUAGAGACUGAGUUGAAAAUCCAGAGGGAGAGAGAAAGGGAAGCUGCCAGGAUUGCAUUGGAGAAGAUGGAAAGAACUGUUGAUCUUGAUGACAAUUUGAAGAUACUCAAAGAUCUUGAGAAGCUUUGUCAAUGCCCACGCUCUAAUGAUAUACUUGUCUAUGGAGUUGGAGUGAAUCUUUCUGAAGCUAGAAAUCCACUAGAGAGGCUUGGUUUGUAUAUAAAGGAGGAAAUUCUGCAAGAAGAAGAAGCAGUUUUAAAUGAAGAUGGGGAAGAGGGGGAGAUCCUUAUCUAAUAAGGACUACUGACAUACAUGUCUCUAAUCGUUUUUGUUCUCUUGGCUCACCUCGACUUGUUUAUAUGACGUGUUGAGAAGGGGAGAAAAUAUGGAAGUGGUUAUAAUGUUUAUAGCCUUUUGUGGAGUGCAAUAUUGUUGUGGAAAUGUGACUGGUUAGGCUUGAAAAAAUUGUACAUUGAAUUUUGUAAAAAUAUGCGAAUGAAUCUAUCUUAAAACAUAACAUACUAAAUUCCCAGCAUUUGGAAGCAUCUUCAACUCGUGUUAUUGUCUAGUGUUAACUGUUAAGGAAGGGAGGUGUGAAGUGUAAACACGCCAGGAUUUGUUCAAUGUUUUUGUGCAGUUGAAUAAAAUUAGC
Cuscuta epithymum is the source of this 2497-nucleotide messenger RNA. Lineage: Eukaryota; Viridiplantae; Streptophyta; Magnoliopsida; Solanales; Convolvulaceae. The record is from the annotation of a GenBank genome assembly.